UUUUUAAUAGAAGUUUUGACUUCAUUUUUCUAAAAUAUUAUUAAUAAUCUCUUUUAUAAAUGGGUACAACAUAUACAUAAGCCUAACUUAUAAAUGUCCAGCUUAUUGUUGCAAUUUUGUUCUACUUUCAGCUAUUGCUUGGUUGGUGGGGUUGGACGCUCACAUGUCAAAACUGAAAAAUUGUUACUUUUAGUUUCUCUGAAGCAAAUUCAUACCUUGAACCCUUCUGGGUAGUAACAAUGCUUCAUAGAUUCGUUGCUGCGAGGAGAAAGAUAUCAACUUGCCCCCCUUUCUCUCAGAGAUUAAAACAAACAGAAAAUGAAAUUGUUCGAAUGUUCCGCUUGCCUGAUUCCCAAGAAGAAAACGAUAGUCUUCCGGUGAAAGGAAGCAGAGUAUUUUGGAAGGAUCCUAAUGCUAGAACAUUGGAUGAAAGAUUCAUUAGGAUUUUGAAAAUAUUUAAAUGGGGACCUGAUGCAGAAAAGGCAUUGGAAGUGCUGAAGCUUAAGCUUGAUAUUCGCUUGGUUCGUGAGGUUUUAAAGAUAGAUGUUGAGGUUAAUGUGAAGAUCCAGUUUUUUAAAUGGGCUGGGAAGAAAAGGAAUUUUGAACACGAUUCAACGACGUAUAUGGCUUUGAUACGAUGCUUAGAUGAGAGUAGGUUGGUUGGUGAACUGUGGAGGACAAUACAAGAGAUGGUUAAGAGUCCGUGCGCAAUUGGUCCUUCUGAGUUGUCUGAAAUUGUGAAAAUAUUGGGUAGGGUUAAGAUGGUUAACAAGGCGUUAUCUGUUUUUUAUCAGGUUAAGGGUCGCAAGUGCAGACCUACAUCGAGCACUUACAACUCCGUCAUCUUGAUGCUGAUGCAAGAGGGGCAUCAUGAGAAAGUUCAUGAGCUGUAUAACGAAAUGUGCAGUGAGGGUUAUUGUUUCCCUGAUACAUUUACAUAUAGUGCACUAAUAUCAGUGUUUGCAAAGCUUAAUCGCGAUGAUUCUGCUGUUAGAUUAUUUGAUGAGAUGAAGUGUAAUGGAUUACAGCCAACAGAAAAAAUUUAUACAACUUUAAUGGGAAUAUACUUUAAGUUGGGUCGGGUUGAGGAAGCAUUGGACCUAGUCCAUGAGAUGAGAAUGCGGCGAUGUGCCCCAACUGUCUUUACUUAUACGGAAUUGAUAAGGGGACUGGGGAAAUCUGGGAGGGUUGAAGAUGCGUAUGGAGUAUACAAGAAUAUGCUGAAAGAUGGUUGCAGACCGGAUGUGGUUCUGAUGAAUAAUUUGAUUAACAUUUUUGGUAGAUCAGAUCGCUUAAAAGAUGCUAUUGAGCUUUUCGAUGAAAUGAAAUUACUUAAUUGCACACCUAAUGUCGUGACAUACAAUACCAUUAUCAAAUCAUUAUUUGAGGCCAAAGCUCCACCUUCUGAGGCUUCUUCAUGGUUAGAGAGAAUGAAAAAAGAUGGAGUAGUUCCCAGCUCAUUUACAUAUUCAAUUCUCAUUGACGGUUUCUGCAAAACAAAUCGAGUUGAGAAAGCUUUGUUGCUUCUUGAGGAGAUGGAUGAAAAAGGCUUUCCACCUUGUCCUGCUGCAUACUGCAGCCUGAUCAAUAGCCUCGGUAAAGCGAAACGCUACGAAGCUGCAAACGAGCUGUUCCAGGAAUUGAAAGAGAAUUGCGGAAGUUCGAGCGCUCGUGUGUAUGCUGUCAUGAUUAAACAUUUUGGAAAAUGCGGAAGACUCAAUGAAGCUAUCGGACUUUUCAACGAGAUGAAAAAACUCGGAUGCAUCCCUGAUGUUUAUGCUUAUAAUGCUCUCAUGACUGGGAUGGUAAGGGCCGACAUGAUGGAUGAAGCUUUUUCGUUGUUUAGAACUAUGGAAGAAAUUGGUUGCACACCAGAUAUAAACUCACAUAAUAUCAUCCUAAAUGGCUUGGCUAGGACCGGUGGCCCGAAACGCGCUAUUGAAAUGUUCGAGAAAAUGAAGAAUUCUACUAUUAAGCCAGAUGCGGUGUCUUACAACACCGUUCUUGGCUGCUUUAGUCGUGCAGGUCUAUUCGAAGAGGCUGCAAAGCUUAUGAAAGAAAUGAAUUCAAAGGGAUUACAAUAUGAUCUAAUCACCUACUCUUCAAUACUUGAGGCUGUUGGUAAGGUUGAUGAAGAAUGUAAUGUGGCAUGAGAACAAGCUGGUAUUACCUUUUGAGUGGCUCUGGCAAUUCCUAUAAACUGAUACACUUGAAUUACAAUAAUGACCUUGAAUGGAAGAGGCCGAUUUUUCUGAAGUUCAAGGUAUAGGAACCAUUCAGAAAAACCAAAACCCUAUUUCAUUUGCAUGACUUGAAAAAAAACCACAUCCAUAAUCAAUCUCAAUCUGAGUUGAGAGAUUUCUGGUAUGCUUUAGAGCUUGUUUUCAUUUGGAGUGAGUAAUGAUACUUAUGCAAAUGUCACACACUUCCCUGUCCUUUUAUAGAUCAUUGAAGAACAAUUCAAUUUAAAUUCCACAUCUCUGUAUCAGAUCGAAAUUUGUACAAGUCUGACACAGAUUCGUGUUCUUAUCGGUAUAAUAUUUUCCUGUCUGCCUUACUCACUAAUAUAGAGCAGACUUAAGUCAUGGAACCGCGGUGCAUAUGUUCAAAGUGAACAAGUAAUAUACAACAUUUAUUCUGGCUUCUGAUUCAUGUUUAGCAGCCGUUUGUAAAAGUUCAUUUAGACUUAUAUUAUGGUAUCAGCUCUUGCACAAGUGAUUGCAAGAACUUAUCAAAAUAGCUUUUUGUUUAGUCUAUCUAUUCUUUUGAAUUCGUUAUCAUAAGCUUCUCUAAAUAGCUUGUUGUCAUAAGUUGUGUUUUAAACAUUUGUACGUAAGUAAAAGCUUAUUGAAUAGAUGUUUAAUUAAGCUGUAUAUCUGAAUGACUCCUUCAUUUA
Lathyrus oleraceus (garden pea) is the source of this 2896-nucleotide messenger RNA. Its product is annotated as pentatricopeptide repeat-containing protein At3g16010. NCBI's taxonomy places the organism in Eukaryota, Viridiplantae, Streptophyta, Magnoliopsida, Fabales, Fabaceae. The record is from RefSeq and is a predicted model, not a curated record. The transcript is spliced from 2 exons. Gene Ontology annotation, molecular function: protein binding; mRNA binding. Bases 240 to 2153 code for a protein of 637 amino acids.